AUGGCCUCCAGAUCCGACACGGAGCUCCUCACGGAGCAUUUUGGCUACCCGCCCGUGAGCCUCCUCGACGAGAUCAUCAACUCGGUCAACUUCCUCGCCGAGCGCGCCCUGCACUCCAUCGAGCAGGGCCUGCUCAACGCGCCGCCCGCCUCGCUCGGGUUCCGCCCGAGGCAGAAGAGAUACCACCGCGCAGCAGCAUCGCGGUCACGGAAUGGGACCGGCGCAAACGGAGGCGGAGACGGGGAGGAGGGCAAUGAUGAUGGGGAUGAUGAGGAGGAGGAUGACCCGGCCCGCCGCCACCGCGAGGAGAUCGAGGCCGGCACGCACCAGCUCGAGACGCUGCUGUGGGCGAGCAUCGACAAGAACUUUGACCGGUUCGAGAUCUACGUCAUGCGAAACAUCCUGUGCCUGCGGGCCGGCGAGAUGGAGUGGAUGCGGCUGGGGCACUACGAGGGGCUGGACUUUGACCGGCUUCUUGAUGGUGCUGGUUCUUCUCUCGGGGAUCCGGCGGAGAUGGCGGCGGGGCCGCGGCAGGGGGUGGGUGGGGAAAUGGCGGUGGAGGACGGGCAGAAGCGGACGGACGCCGUGAUGGGGCUCGUCGAGGGCGUCAACAGGCUCCGCCGGAAGCUGCAGGCUAGCCAGCGGCUGCAGUGCAUGCUGGUGGCGGAGCGGGCGCGGAACGCGGCGCUGCUGGGCGAGAUGAGGAGGCUUCAACAACAACAUCAACAAGCGCCAGGCCAAGGGGAAGAAAGGGGAGGCGAAAAAGCCCCGCAGACCACCCCGCCGCUGCGCUUCCUGCACGACCAGGGCGAUCUCACCACCGGCGACGCCGAGACCCCGCUCACGACCACGACCGCCUUCACGCUGUCGCAGCUGCAAGCGCUGAGGGAGCUGUCCGCGGCGCUGAGGGGCGCGAUGCCCGGCCUAGCUUCACCACUGGGCGAAGGAGAAGCUACUGCUGCUGCUGCUUCUGACGACGACGCCGACGGCAGGGACGGGCAGAAGCAAAAUAAAAAGAAGAAGAGCUGGCGGCAAGAGCGACUCGAGUACGUCGAGACGGCAACGCGGAAGCACCUCGAGAACGUGCGCGGGCUGGAGCUGGGCAGGGACGGCGAGGUCCGCGACGGCGAGUGGGACGGCGGCGGGCGCGGCCUGGCCAGGGGCGAGGUGGAGAGCCUGGAGCGGGUGGUGAGCUUGCUUGGCGGGAGUAGGGACGAGCAGGACAGGAUGGACGAAUCAUGA
Messenger RNA from Thermothielavioides terrestris NRRL 8126, 1242 nucleotides. RefSeq lists its product as uncharacterized. NCBI's taxonomy places the organism in Eukaryota, Fungi, Ascomycota, Sordariomycetes, Sordariales, Chaetomiaceae. The transcript has 3 exons. The record is from RefSeq and is a predicted model, not a curated record. The coding region runs from base 1 to 1242 and encodes 413 amino acids. Gene Ontology annotation, cellular component: chromosome, centromeric region; nucleus. Gene Ontology annotation, biological process: kinetochore assembly; mitotic sister chromatid segregation; protein localization to kinetochore.